Messenger RNA from Strongylus vulgaris, 399 nucleotides. The record is from the annotation of a GenBank genome assembly. Lineage: Eukaryota; Metazoa; Nematoda; Chromadorea; Rhabditida; Strongylidae.
UUGAACUUUAAGGGACCAGCACUCACUACAACAACACGUCCAACAACCACCGAAGCCACGUUCCCCACUUUCAAACUGUCCGACACUCAUGAAACCCUUGUUACUGUACAACCUGUACAGUCACAACCUGAGAACAAAACUAAAUCAUCAGCUCCGCCUGUAGUAUCUGCGUCGACACCAGAAACACAUGAGGAUGUGUUUGAAAUCCCAGUGGAACUUGAAACUGUCCCAAGUAUCAGUAAUGAAUCCACCCAAGGAGAAGUGAUGGAGAAGACAACGCAAACGGAAGAAACCGAACUUAUGACCACCGAAGAAGUUAUGACUGAAAAACAAACCAUAAAGCCAUCUACUACAGCAGCACAGAUCUUCGUUUUCACCACUACGAAAGCGGUAAGUUGA